UUCUGGCUUGGCAAAGGACGGGAGGAGACGCACGAAGGAGCUAUCAAGUGCGGCGCGCUGACACUGCGUGCUGCGGAGGGCCCGCCCAUCUCUUGGGUGUGCUCGAGAACUCUUGAAAGGACACAAUUGCUGUACUCCUCUUUUCGAUGUUUUGCGGCUGAAGAUGAACCACGUCUGGGCUGUGACGUUCGAGAGUGCAGAGGCGACGAAGAAGAUGCUGAAGCACGCGGAAGUUCAAGUCAAGGAACGACGCUGUUUGGUUGUGGAUCCGCAUAACCGGGAGGUGCGGCUAAAGCUGCACUGGUUACUGCACAAUGUGCAUGACGAUGACGUACAUGCGGCGUUUGUUCCGUACGGGAAAGUAUCCGACAUCCAGAAAGAACGCUGGCGUGUACAAGAUGUCACGGACAAGGGAUCGUCUAUGCGUACGGUGUCCCUGAAGCUGAAGCCUGGCUUGACAAUUGAUGAUCUUCCGCAUCAGAUACGAAUAGCAGGCAUAAUGGCGCUAGUGGUCGUGGCAGGUCGUGCUCCCCUAUGUCUUCGGUGCAACCGUACGGGGCACAUCAGACGUGAGUGCCGCGUGCCGCGUUGUUCUGUGUGUCGACGAUUCGGCCACGAAGAAAGUCAGUGCGUACGCACGUACGCAAGCAUUCCAGGGCCACCAAAAAAUGAGGAAAUCAUCAACGAGCUCCUUAUGGACGAAGUUGACGUGGAGGAAAUUGUCAGUGCGCCUGGACCAACCUUGUCGCCGCCUUCGAAGAAAGACUUGGCGGUAACGACCGAGAAACACGAUCUUACGCAGGUCGCGAGUGGAGCCAUAUUGACAUCAGGCGCGCCUACACCUGCUAAAGAGGCUGAAACAACGACGCAAGUGCAGGCAAGAAACCCUCCGUAA
Dermacentor silvarum is the source of this 895-nucleotide messenger RNA. RefSeq lists its product as uncharacterized. Gene Ontology annotation, molecular function: nucleic acid binding; zinc ion binding. Lineage: Eukaryota; Metazoa; Arthropoda; Arachnida; Ixodida; Ixodidae. The transcript is spliced from 2 exons. The record is from RefSeq and is a predicted model, not a curated record. The coding region runs from base 164 to 895 and encodes 243 amino acids.